AGUUUUUAUCAUAACUGCAGAUAAAAAGAAAUCCUUGUAAUAGAUAUAAAAUGCUACUUAGAUCGAUUUGUCCUUUCUUCUCGUCAAAAUGAUAUACGUGUUAGUUGUUGUUUCAAGAAACACUUGUACGCACAUCACUUGUCACAAGCAUAUAUUAAAAUCCCAAAUAUUUAUAGCCCUGCCACGUUUUCGAGCCACUGAGCAAGGAUACGUGUCCAUGGAUCCUUGCUGACUUGAAGAAAUAUCAUAUCUGGUAUGGUCUCUAUCAUCCAAUGAAAGAGAAGCACGUAGCCAGGUAUUUAUCCCUUUAUUUAAGUCUAUCCACAUUCUCGUCGGAAAGUAAGUAUGAGUGACAAUCGGAGUCAAAGACGGCGAGUUGGAGAGUCGUCCGAAUCGGAAGAUUCUGGAAUUUACAAUGAGAGGAUUCUUAUCUUGGUGUUUGCCUCAAUGAAUUGGGAUAUUCCUACACUAUGUCGAACAGCCUCGGUAAAUAGGAAACUACGUGCAGUUGCGAGAAGGAUUCUAUGGAAAGAGCUUUGCGUGUAUCGAGCUCCGCAAAUGAUAACGGCCUUAACGGACGGCGGUAGAAUUGGCGGCGGAUGGCAGGCGAUGGCAAAAUUGAUGUUCUUCUGCAAUGGAUGUCAAUCGACCCGGCAUUUCCAAGUGUGCCGACCGGAAGCGGGUCACUUCGUGAAAACAUCCCGGUUUUCGAAGACAUCCGGUCGGAGUUUUUUGGUGAAGAAAUGUACAAGUGAUUUGCUGUACGUGAGUGAUCCGUGUGAACAUUCAACUGGGAGCGAUGAUUUGGGGCUUUUCAGAGGGGUAUUUUGGGGGUUUAUGAAAUCUAGGACAAGGGCGAGUUUGAUCAGAAGACGAGUGGAGCUUGAAGAAGGAGCCAAGUGUCCAUUCUGUCGUGCUCGGGUUUGGAGUAUGACGGCGGCUCGGCUCAUACCCAAAAGUGCGGCGCGGCGGCUUGGUUCGAUGGAGAGUGGAUUGGAGUACUUUGUAUGUGUUAAUGGGCACUUAUAUGGUGCUUGUUGGCUGGUUCCUUUAUCGUCUGAUGAUGAAGGUGAGAGUGAGGAAGCUGACCGGAGAUUUGACGACGGCGGCGGCGGCUAUUUUCAUCGCGAGAAUCAGAUAGUAAUAAAUGGGUCUCUGAAUUACGGGCUUACUUCUUGAUGUUCAUCAUCCCCGAAGUUAGCAAGCAGGAUCAUUUUUGUAGUUCAGCUUGUUGUUAACUUGAGAAUAUGAAAUUUUCUGUGUGGAUGAUUUGAUUUCAAUUAAAGUGUAUGAUUUGUUUGAAGUUUCUAAUUCUUAAGAAAUUCCAGUGGAAAAA
Molecule: messenger RNA, 1336 nt
Organism: Solanum lycopersicum (tomato)
Lineage: Eukaryota; Viridiplantae; Streptophyta; Magnoliopsida; Solanales; Solanaceae
Product: EID1-like F-box protein 3
Source: RefSeq, a predicted model, not a curated record